GGGGCUCUUUUAAAUGGUCAGAUGUGAUUUGUCAUUAGUCCUGCCUUUGUUCUCUGAUUCUAUUUUGACCUACAUGCAUAUCUAUAUAUAUAUAUAUAUUUAUAUAUUUCUUUUUCCAUUUGGUCCACAUGCAUGCUCUAGAGAAGAGGCAUCUUCCUUUGGAAGAUGAAGUGGAAAUUGUUAGUGCAAUUAGUGCAAUUCUUGGGUCUGUUUCCAACAGGGAGCUACAGAAUGCUUUAUUGACUAGGUUGCUAUCUUCUAGCUAUGAAGCUGUCAAAAAACUUAUUGAUGAUGACAACCAUUCUCUGAGACAAAAUCCAGCUCUAUAUACCCAAGUUUUGAACUCUGCAACAAGAGGGCUUCACAGGAUGGGAAUUGUAUUCAGUCAUCUUAUAUCACCUUUGCCAAGUGAGCCCUCCAGUGAUGAUCCUAUUCUUGGACUACUUAGGAUUUUUUGGCCUAUGUUGGAAAAACUCUUUAGGUCAGAACACAUGGAAAAUGGUAGUUUAUCCGCUGCUGCUUGCCGGGCCCUUUCACUAGCAAUUCAGUCCUCUGGCCAACAAUGUAUGGUGCUACUUCCCAAAAUACUUGAUUGGCUAUCAUCAAACUUUUUGUCCUUUCAAAGUCAUGAUUGCUAUGUCAGAACAGCAUCUGUGGUUAUUGAAGAGUUUGGCCAUAAGGAAGAGUAUGCUCCUUUGUUUAUCACCACUUUUGAACGAUUUACACAAGCGUCAUCAGUAAUGGGUCUUAAUUCUUCGUAUAUAUGUGAUCAAGAGCCUGACCUAGUGGAGGCCUACACAAAUUUUGCAUCAAUCUUUGUUCGUGGUACCCGUAAGGAAGUAUUGGCUGCAUCAGGUGCCAUUCUUGAAAUUUCCUUUCAAAAGGCAGCAAUAUGGUGCACUGCUAUGCAUCGUGGUGCAGCACUUGCAGCUAUGUCAUAUUUGUCUUGUUUUCUGGAGAUAGGCUUGUCUUCUUUAUUGGAAUCCGAAGGAUCAUUCAGUACAAUAGCCAUUCACGUCAUCUCUCACAGUGGGGAGGGACUUGUAUCAAAUAUAGUCUAUGCUUUACUUGGUGUUUCUGCAAUGUCACGGGUUCACAAAUGUGCAACGAUCUUGCAACAAUUGGCUGCAAUUUGUAGCUUGAGUGAGAGAACAAUCUGGAAGGCCAUUCUUGGUUGGGAAUCUUUGCAUGCUUGGUUACUUGCAGCGGUGCAGGCUCUUCCAGUUGAGUAUCUCAGGCAAGGAGAGGUAGAAACUUUGGUGCCCAUUUGGUUAAAUGCCCUUGGUGGUGCAGCCUCAGAUUAUCUGGAGAGCAAGAGCUGCAAUGGAGUAAAGAGUGAUUAUGGGCAUAUGCAAGGGAAGGGUGGGAGAGUUUUGAAACGUUUAAUCCGAGAGUUUGCUGAUGGUCAUCGCAACAUCCCAAAUUUAACUUGAUUGCUUACUGUAUAUAUUGUAACUUACAGUGAUUCUGCCUGCGGCUUCAUUCUCUACCUAGCUUAAAGCAUCCCUUGCAAAAUGAUGGCUUGUUUUCAUUCUUGCUUAUUGCUGGGAGCAUUGAGCUGGAGAGUGUGCUUGCUAUCUCCCAAGUGUAACAGUCUCUUGUACAGCAUGGUACCCUCCCCAUUCCUCCAGAAUCAAAGUAGGAUAUUCAUUUUUGCGCAAGCCUUACAAUAUGGUAAAACUUAAUUUUGAGAUUAAUACAAAAGUAAUUGUUGA
Messenger RNA from Rubroshorea leprosula, 1715 nucleotides. The record is from the annotation of a GenBank genome assembly. Lineage: Eukaryota; Viridiplantae; Streptophyta; Magnoliopsida; Malvales; Dipterocarpaceae.